GGUCCACUCUUGCAUGAUGAUGCCCUCUUGGCUGUUGCCAUGUCCCCCGAUGGAAAAUACAUUGCUAGUGCUGGACUAGACAAAAAUAUAUAUGUAUGGAGCCUGGGGGUGGCGCUCAAAGUUGUACAUGCGGAAUAUGGGAAUGCAAAGCUUGAGGGAUGUCCAUCCAAAUCGAGAGUUGUGCGCCAACCGAUCCUGAGAACCAGGCUUGAGACUCGCACACCGAGUCAUAAACAAUCAUCUUUCAAUACCAAAGAUAUAGCACCCACACGCCCUCGAAGAGAUAUUCGGAAUGUGUUACGAAUGGAUGACAGGAACGGGACAGAAACCGAUGCUACCAUCGAGUCUAAUACUACUUCCAAGGAUCACGCACCAUCUCCAAAGCGGACCAGAGCACCGUCACAUGCACUUCAAGAUCUUACUGAUGAGCUCCAGGGAAGACCACGUUAUCCGAUCACUUCUGGAGGCUUUGGAGACAUCUGGAACUUCGGAAGUGUGAUUUAGUAAAGCCCGUGACUGUCCAG
This is a messenger RNA of Suillus discolor, 524 nucleotides long. RefSeq lists its product as uncharacterized. Lineage: Eukaryota; Fungi; Basidiomycota; Agaricomycetes; Boletales; Suillaceae. The record is from RefSeq and is a predicted model, not a curated record. The annotation marks the transcript as partial. Gene Ontology annotation, molecular function: protein binding. The transcript is spliced from 4 exons.